AUGAGUAUAAUUUCAUGGAACUGCCGGGGGCUUGGCAACCAGACGGCAGUUCAAGUGUUGGCGGACCUGGUCCGUUCGAAGAGGCCGAGUGUGGUUUACCUUAUCAAAACGUUUGUGGAUAAGCAACGAAUGGAAACAAUCCGGGUGCAGUUGGGUUAUGACAAUGUGUUUACAGUAGACGCUGAUGGUCAUAGUGGUGGGCUAGCCCUAUUAUGGAAUAAUAUAGUGGAGUUCGCGGUAACGGGGUACUCAAGUAAUCAUAUUGAUACUGAAAUCAGGCUCGAUGUGGGAUGCCCAUGUUGGCGGUUUACAGGGUUUUAUGGGUAUCGGGAGAGACAACGAAGGCGGGAGGCAUGGCAGUUGUUACGGACUUUAUCUGCACGCUCACAACUACCGUGGGUAGUUAUGGGUGAUUAUAAUGAUCUUUUGGACCAGUUCGAGAAGCGGGGACGUGUUCCACAUCCGGGGUGGUUGAUAAAUGGGUUUAGGGAGGCGGUGGCAGAUAGUGGUUUGCAGGAUGUACCUUUUGGGGGACAUCAAUAUACCUGGGUAAAGUCAAGAGGCACAGAUAGAAUGAUUGAAGAGAAAUUGGACCGAAUUCUAGCAAAUGACAGUUGGCUUAAUUUGUUUGAGGGGGUACAAGCGCUCUCGUUGACAGUUCCUUAUAGUGACCAUCGACCGCUGAUUUUAACCCCUGUUACUUUGCCGUCAGUCCGUAAGAGAGCCAGGUUCUGUUUUGAUAAUAUGUGGCUUCGGGAGGAGGCGUGUAGAGAGAUUGUUACGCAUAGUUGGGAUCGGUCCAUUGGCCUGGAUACAUUAGCCAGAGUAGAGGCUUGUGCGCAAGAUAUUUCUCGGUGGGGCCGACGCUAUAAUAAGGAUUUCCAGCGGAAAAUUGAGCUAAAUAAACGCCGAUUAGAUUUGCUUAGUUCUCAUAGGGAUGAGUCCGGGAUGCGUGAGUAUGAGGUGGUGGAGAGGAAUCUGCUUUUCUUACAUCGUAAGAAUUCUUUUAAGAGGCUCCAGGAUGAGGAUGGGAAUUGGGUGGUGGAUGAGGCGGGUCUGGAUAGUGUCAUGUUGAACUAUUUUGCAGUUUUUUGGGACAUUAUGGGAGGGGAGGUCACGGCUUUUUGCAGAAGGUUCCUUGAAACAGCUGAGCUCCCCCAGAAGGCCAACGACACUUUUAUAGUGUUAAUACCGAAGAAGACGGUCCCAGAAACGAUGAAAGAUCUACGCCCGAUUGCGUUGUGUAACGUAGUCUACAAAAUAGCAGCGAAAGUGUGUGCUAACUGGUUAAAGCCUUUGUUGCAGAAUUUGAUUUCAGGAGCCCAGAGUGCUUUCAUUCCUGGCCGCUUAAUUACAGAUAACAUUAUGUUGGCAUAUGAGGUACACCAUCACCUGAAGAAGAAAACUCAGGGUCGAGAAGGGGUUGUGGCAUUGAAGCUUGAUAUGUCUAAAGCGUAUGACCGGGUAGAAUGGCGGUUCUUACAGGCAGUGAUGAUUAAAUUGGGGUUUGGUGUGCAGUGGGUCAAUAUCUUGCUUGAAACGGUAACAUCAGUGCGUUACCAUAUACUACAUGAGCAGCGAAAGGUGGGACCUGUUAUCCCAGGUAGGGGCCUCCGGCAAGGGGACCCGUUAUCACCUUAUCUGUUCUUAUUUGUGGCUGAAGGGUUGAGUGCGAUGAUUGAGAGAAGAAUGUCUCCGGGCGAGUUGCAUGGGGUUACAGUGGCAAGAGGGGCACCAUCCAUUUCUCAUCUCCUUUUUGCGGAUGAUUCCUUCUUGUUUCACCGUGCUACUGUUGAGGAAAGUGUGCAGAUGAGGUAUGUCCUGGAUACCUAUGCUAAGGCAUCGGGUCAGUAUAUUAAUUAUGAUAAAUCUGCUGCCUGUUUUAGUGCUAAUGUGCCGCAGAAUAUUCGGAAUGAUGUGGUUGAUAUACUAGGAGUGGAGGAGGGUUUGACUAGUGGAAAAUAUCUGGGGUUACCCUCGCUUGUAGAUAGGAGGAAGAAGGCCAUCCUGGGGUUUCUGAAGGACCGGAUACUGUCUAGGGUAUGGUCGUGGAAUGCGAAGUUUCUGUCUAGAGCUGGGAGGGAAGUCCUUUUGAAGAAUGUGCUACAGGCGAUGCCGGCAUAUGCUAUGUCGGUGUUCUUGCUUCCCAUUGGCCUGUGUCGGGAGAUGGAGGUCAUUAUGAAUCAGUAUUGGUGGACAGGAAGGAUUGGGGAUGGCCGUGGUAUUAGGUGGCGCUCCUGGGAAGGGUUGUCAAGGCCCAAGGCGAAUGGUGGAAUGGGUUUUCGGCGCCUGCAUGAGAUGAAUUUGGCCUUACUUGGCAAACAGGCGUGGAGAUUGGUUACGAACCCCACUAGUCUACUUGCUCGCGUGUUUAAGGCACGUUACUAUCCUAGCUGUGAAUACUUUGAAGCCGGGGAGGGAAGUAAUCCUUCUUUUGUUUGGAGGGGCAUGUUGGAGGUUAGAAGCUGUUUGAAGGAGGGGUGUAGAAGGGCGAUUGGGGAUGGGGGUGAGACUUCUAUUGGCUUGGAUCCUUGGCUCCCGGUAGAUGACAACCCAUAUGUGGAGACAGACUUGCAUCCAUCAGUCCGAACGGCUCCGGUGUCCUCUCUUAUGAAUAUGCAUGUGUGCGGAGGCCGCGAGAUCAGUGGAUAUGGCAAUGGGAUCAGAAGGGUGCUUAUACAGUUAAGUCCUGUUACAAGCAUCUCACUUUGGUGGCAGCAGAUGACCGCCCAUAGAAUAAGAUAUGGAACCUACAUAUUCCCCCGAAGUUGUGUGCAGGAAUCAGCCCUUCAUUUGUUUGUCUACUGUGCUAAAGUGGCACAACUGUGGAACAAGCUGGGGUGGCCACAAAUCAGUGACUUUGCUGGUAAUAGUAUAAGUGAUUGGUUUUUUUGGGCUAUUAAUUUGUUGGAUGUUGACUCUCUGCCUAAAUUUCUAAUGACUUGUUGGGGUGUGUGGGGAAGCAGGAAUGAUAGUGUGUGGAAGGGCGUGGUUUUUUAUAUAAAUGUGGUGCUGCGUAGGUCUAUGGUGUUCCUGGAUUGUUGGAGGAGUGCAAAUGAGGGAACUCCAAGGGAUCAAGAACAUUUGAAUGUUGUGUCAUGGUCAAAACCAGCGCAUGGGAGACUAAAGUUGAAUACAGAUGUAGCACUGAGGCAGGAAAGUAAUGAAAUGGGGUUAGGCUGGGUUCUGUGA
Molecule: messenger RNA, 3192 nt
Organism: Ipomoea nil (Japanese morning glory)
Lineage: Eukaryota; Viridiplantae; Streptophyta; Magnoliopsida; Solanales; Convolvulaceae
Exons: 5
Coding region: 1-3192 (1063 amino acids)
Molecular function (GO): catalytic activity
Source: RefSeq, a predicted model, not a curated record